AUGUGGCCUCUUUGGGGACUGGACCUGAACCGAGUCCGCUGCGACCUGCUCUUCACAGAAGCCAUCAAUCAAAGGAUGCAGGUUCCCAACAGGCUGAAGGUAGCAGAGAGCUUCAGCCCUCUGGAUGAGGAACCAGCAAGAGAGGAUGUCCCUCCUUCCUUGCGUAUGCACAUCCCUGACAGGAUUUCCCUUGCAGAAAUAUCAGAUGCCAGUUUGAGGCCCGUUCUGCUGAACAAGCAAAGGAAAGUCCCCUCUGUAGUGGUGCACGUGUCCCCGGACUUCUCUGCGCCGCCUGCCAGCCUCGAGGAGCUCUCUCUUCUGCACGUAGCCAGCAGAUCAAGCUCCCAGAAACGCAGACGAUCGGGCCAUCACAGCAGCAGAUCGCGACGGGAGAAGACUCCAAGCGACUGUACCCAACUGGCCUUACACAGCCCGGGCCGGCACCGCGAGCGGCCAGACGCGUGCCCCCCGCCCACACACAGUGCCCCGCUCCCCCUCCUCACGGGGACAGGCAGGAUCUACUCCAUGCAGAACAUCUUCCAGACCAUGUACCUUCUGGGUCAGAUGCUCUUCCACCGUGUCCAGGACUCUCUGCAAGACCCAGUGCCAUCCAGCUCCCAGGAGGCUGGCCCAGUCCCAGAGAGUGCCUUGGAGGAGGUCACGGUGGCUGAGGUGACAGCAAUGAGAAGACAGUUGACGAGGAUCUCGGGGAGGCUCCGUGUGCUGGAGGAGCAGUGUAACGCCUGGCGACAGAAGGAAGCCCUGGUCUACUCCGUGAUGAUCUCCGCCUGCCUGAUCAACACGUGGCUCUGGCUGAGGAGAUGA
Messenger RNA from Apaloderma vittatum (bar-tailed trogon), 825 nucleotides. RefSeq names its product fetal and adult testis expressed 1 (gene FATE1). Gene Ontology annotation, cellular component: mitochondrial outer membrane; peroxisome. The transcript is spliced from 6 exons. Bases 1 to 825 code for a protein of 274 amino acids. NCBI's taxonomy places the organism in Eukaryota, Metazoa, Chordata, Aves, Trogoniformes, Trogonidae. The record is from RefSeq and is a predicted model, not a curated record. Gene Ontology annotation, biological process: positive regulation of mitochondrial fission.